This is a messenger RNA of Bubalus bubalis (water buffalo), 5980 nucleotides long. RefSeq names its product sialic acid binding Ig like lectin 15 (gene SIGLEC15). Gene Ontology annotation, cellular component: plasma membrane. The record is from RefSeq and is a predicted model, not a curated record. NCBI's taxonomy places the organism in Eukaryota, Metazoa, Chordata, Mammalia, Artiodactyla, Bovidae. The transcript has 6 exons. Gene Ontology annotation, biological process: regulation of bone resorption; regulation of osteoclast development; regulation of actin cytoskeleton organization. The coding region runs from base 137 to 1126 and encodes 329 amino acids.
AGAGCCCUGCAGGGUGCAGACCCGGGCAUACCGCCCACCUCCUCUCUUCCUUCCCCCUCACACCCACGCCAAGGAGGGGCCUCACCAGGGACCUGGCCGAGUGUGGGGCCAGCCCGGGGUCUCCGGACCUCACAGCAUGGAAGGGUCCUUCCGACUCCUGGCCUGCUUGGUGUGCAUCGUCCCAAUGGGAUCACUUGUGAGGACUAAAAGAGAUACCACUGGGAACUUGCUCAACACAGAGAUGAACAGUGCGCCCGCGCAGCGCUGGUCCAUGCAGGUGCCGGCCGAGGUGAGCGCGACGGCGGGCGAGGCCGCGGUGCUGCCCUGCACCUUCACGCACCCGCACCGCCACUACGACGGGCCGCUCACGGCCAUCUGGCGCGCGGGCGAGCCGUUCGCCGGCCCGCAGGUGUUCCGCUGCGCCGCGGCGCGCGGCAGCGAGCUGUGCCAGACGGCGCUCAGCCUACACGGCCGCUUCCGGCUGCUCGGCAACCCGCGCCGCAACGACCUGUCGCUGCGCAUCGAGCGCCUGGCGCUGGCCGACGACGGCCGCUACUUCUGCCGCGUCGAGUUCGCGGGCGACGUCCACGACCGCUACGAAAGCCGCCAGGGCGUCCGGCUCCGCGUGACAGCCGCCCCUCGGAUCGUCAACAUCUCUGUGCUGCCAGGCCCGGGGCACGCCUUCCACGCACUCUGCACAGCUGAAGGGGAGCCACCGCCCGCCCUAGCCUGGUCCGGCCCGGCCCUGGGCAACGGCUCGGCCGCCACGCGGAGCCCAGGUCAUGAUCACGGCCACCAGGUGACCGCCGAGCUGCCCGCGCUGGCCCACGACGGCCGCUACACGUGUACGGCCUCCAACAGCCUGGGCCGCGCCGAAGCCAGCGUCUACUUGUUUCGUUUCCAUGGCGCCUCCAGGGCCUCGGCGACCGCCCUCCUGCUCGGCGCGCUCGGCCUCAAAGCGCUGCUGCUGCUCAGCGUUCUGGGCGUUCGGGCCGCUGCCCAGCAUCGCCUAGAGCACCCAGUCACCUCGGACUCUCCGCCAAGGCCCCAGACUCAGGAGUCCAAUUAUGAGAAUUUGAACCAGAUGAGCCCUCGGGGCCCACCAGCAGCUGUGUGUUCACCGUGAGGAGCCUAUUGGCCACCCCCAUCCACUGGUCACCACGAGGAACAAAGGCCAACAGGAGGCUUGGCUGGGACGGCCCUUCCUGGCUCCCGGGCACUUUGACAGCCCCAGCCUGGCGACACCCCGAGGAGGUCAGGACCAUGCUCACAGAGGCUCAGAGGUCUCCCAUGUGGACUUCUGUCUUCGAGCCCCAGCAAUAUUUCUCUCUAGGGGGCAGCAGUUUGAAAGUGUGUGUAUGUGUAUAUGUGUACGUGUGUGCACAGGAACCCAAGUGUGACCCUUCUGGAAAGCUCUUUUCACCUUUUCUUAGAACAGAGCAAAGCAGGCAGGACACUGGUCAGAGGGGUCUCCAGGCCCCAGCUCCAUCUGGGUUCUGUCACUGACUUGCUAUGCGGGCCAAGGCACUUUUUCGCUUCUCUGUUGAACUUGUCCACUAUCGAACACGGACAGUAUUAUUCUUCCCUCCCAGCUUAGGGGCUAUCAGGGUCUGAGCACAGAGUGGAUGUGGAAGGGCUUUGGGCAGUACAAGGCCAUCCACAGAUGUAAGCAGGGUUACAGGCUCCUCCUUGCAGAGCCGCCUUGGACAAGCGUAGCUGCCUCCCCGGCCCCGCUGAAAGUGAGGAGUCCAGAGAGCAAGCCCAGGGCUGGGCCAUGCCACCCUGCAGUCCCAGGAACAUUGAAUCAGCAACGAGGAGAAGUCCGAUGUUCCUGCACCCUGAGGUCUCCUUUGCGACUGUCUCACUCUGCCCACCUCUCACCCCAUCAGCUGCUCUGCCCUGCCUUCAGCUGGGACCUCUGGGAAGAGGAGACAAAACAGCCAUCACCUCAAAGCAUAUGAAAAUUCACUGCCCUUAAGGACCACAAGCCGGGAGGUGUGAGGACCAGUCUGGGCCGCAGUGGGUCUGUGGGUAAAGCAGCCGCAGCUCUGACCUGCCUCCGCCUGCUUCUUCCCUGGAUGUGCACUGGCCAGAAGUCACGGGAGUUUCCCACCUGUGCAAAGUGCUGCCAGGCUGCCUCCGGGCCACGGCCAUCCAUCUUCACGUUGGAUCAUUUUAGCUCCUGCAGUCCUUGGGGACAGGUUGAGGGGCGGGCCAUGCUUGGGACUGGACAAUCUAGCAAGAGAAAAGGGCCAUAGAGAUCGGGGACGCAAGAGGCAGUGGGAACACUCUUUCUUUCCUCCAGAACUUUUCCAGAAGCUGCAGUGGUAGCUGGGGUCCUUUCUGAUGCUUUCUGCAGAGACGGCGCAAAGGCUGAAGGGUCUUCACAAGUUAACAAGCAAGGCGGGGGGGUUAGGAGGCUCCUCCCCUCCUCCUGGAGCCAUCGCCAGAGUAAAAGGGUGACGGCAGCUUAUGGUUAACUCAGGAUCCAUUGGGAAACUGUCUGACUUGUUCACAGGUCAGAGGAGGUGGCAUCCGUAACUCGCUGGGCAGGGAUACUUUGGGACACCUCCACAGAGAGUCCCGUGUCACCAGGGAAGGACACGGGGUGGUGUGUCUGUCUUAGAGCAUCUGCCUGGUCUUUGAGGCUCGUUUCACAGCCAAGAAAAAAGUGAUAGGAAUUAUAUCAUAGGCAUUGUUUUGUGCUAGCAGCUGGGCCAGUGUUUGGGGAUAUAGAAGUGAGCAAGGCUGGGCUAGGUCAUGCUGCAUUAACAAACCCCAGUCACAGUGACUAGAACAGUUAGGUUUCUUCCCUUCAAAGCUGACUGCUUGGCACAGAUCAUAAGAGGCUGUGUGCAUUUUACUUACUCAGGAACCCAGGCUCCCAGGGGCCCACCCUCUCUAAUGUGCAUUGCUGGGUUGGAUCAAAAGAAAGCUCCAGAAAGUCUUCCACUUGGGAUCAUAGUUCAUUGGCCAGAACUAGCCAGUGGGGAGGUCCCAGGGGGCCUCCAGGGGCUGGGCAGUGGGACCCUUCACCAUAUCUAGAAGGAGGGAAGCUGGAGCCUUUGGGAACAGCCAUGAAAAUUAUACAGGGGGACUCUAGGGGUUCUCAUGCUAGUGAGCAACACAGACCAGUAAGCGGGAAUCACGUCUGCUGGGGGUUCUAUUGGAGCACCUAAAAGGGGUGACUGACCCAGUCUUACUGGAGGAGGGGAUGUGGAGAUGGUACACGUUGGCCAUGUAAAUGGGGGAGAAUGGAGAUUGGGAGGUAAGGGGAAAAAAAAACAAAAGGGACAUUCUGGGCGAAGGCCAGGAGGUAAGCGUGCUGUCUAAGCAGUGGAAAGUUGCUGGAGCACCGGGCAGAGGCAGUGUGUCUGGAGCCGAGGCGGCAGCAUGGAGGCUCCCGGGCACGGCGGGUGCUGCCCCAGCAAGAAUGAGCAGCUGAGCCUGGGUUUCUACCUUCGGACCUUAGGCUGUCAGAGCACCAUUCUCCCGAUGGGUUCCAAGGAUCACCUGCAUCAGGGACACCUGGGGAGCUUGUUCAACUCUUCGUUCUCAGCACCCCCUGGACCACCCAAAUCAUAGGGUCUAUGAGGGCAGGCUCUAUAGAAAAAAUAUCCAGGGGAUUUUGGCCCUAACUUUGUAAUAUGAUUAUUUUCAAACAUACACACACACAACUGAACAAGCUAGAUGAUCACCCAGAUACCCACUACAUACAUUCAACACUUCCUAACAUUUUGCCAUAUUAGUUUAAUGCACGUGUGUGUCUGUGUGUGUGUGCACGCAUGUGUAUUUGGCUGAACCAUUCAAGAGUAAAUUGCGGAAAUCACAGUACUUGACCCUUAAAUAUCUCAGCUGUGUUUCCUGAUAACAAGUGCUCUCUCCUCCAUAACCUAAAGGCCAUUAUCACUUUUGAGAAAAUUAACAAUUACUUAAUAAUAUUGUUGUAUCACCCACAUUCAUAUUUCUCCAAUUGUCCUUUUUUAGCUUGUCUCCAACAAGUUGACUCCAGGUGAUUUUUAGGCGAGAUGACUGGAGACUCCCUCUGAGUCAGCCCACUUGUCAGGGUGCUGGGUGCCCCCAGUGAUCCUCCCUGCAGUGUUUGGGCUUGGAGGAGGACUUCCCGUGGGCUGGGGCAGCAGUCUUCCUCUCUGCUGCAGGGCUUCAGACACAGAGAUGGACCAGGGGAGGCCCAGUGAGGAGGGAGAGCCCAGGCAGCCUCCUGCCCAGUCUCCAAUUAAAGCAUCUGCUAAGGGCAGAGGGGAGGGUGGUGAGGGGUCUUGACCAUCCCCAGACCCCCUUGCCUGCCCAGAAGGCUGGUGGUCCUGCAGCUCUCUCAAAGCACCAAGACACUGUCAAUGGUGAGCAAGGAGCAAGCAGUGGGCAGUGGGCUCGGUCAGCAGUGUCCUAGAGCCUGAGAAGUGACCCAGAGAUGUGAUGUUUCAAAGACAGCACUUGGCAGGGUGGUGCAGGGCACAGCACUCUCUGCUCCUGGCCACCUGCCAGGCUGCUCCUGGAGGUGGGCAGCAGAAGGAAGGGUCCCACAGGUGCCCACCCAGGUCUGCCAAGAGCACCGCACACCUUCUCUGCCUUCAAGGAGCUAUUAAUAAUAUCCUAAAUCUUAAAUUGAGAUGUAGUUACAUGAGAAAUAAUACCCACGAGAUAAUGUACAAUGAAGGUAGGCCUGCCUUGGGACAGAAGUGCCACUGAGUGGGGCUGAGUUUUCACCUAUGUACAUAUGCCUCUUGCCAGACUGGACAGCAAAGCCAGGUGAGGGUAGGCCUCAGCCAGUCACAGGGCCCUCAGGCCGUGGAGAACUUGUAGACCAUGAGCUGGGGUCUUGGGCUUUGUCCCGCCUCCAGCCUGGCACUUAGGUCUAGUCCCACGCCCUCCAUAAUAAUAGCUCCUCAUUCUCUGGGACCCCCUGUGGUCCUCAACCUCCCUUCCCUUGCAUGAUCCCUUGUAGUUCUCACUAAAAACCUAGGAGACAGGCAAGGCUGCAGGUAUCCUGUACACCUUCUCCUUCCCAGGUUCUCGUGUGUCUUUCCUCCUCUCCUGUGCCCCUUCUUCUUUGUCAUAUUUUAUGAGCUAAAUGGAGAAAACACAGUCUUCCAGUGCAAAGAUUCAGAAUUACUUGGGGUUGGAGUUCUCUGGUUUUCCCAGGUUUGGGCCCCCAGACCUUCAUCUUCCAGCCUCUGUCCCCAAGUCCCACGUGUGAGUGAACUCAGAAGGGUCCCAGGGCUGAAGACUUCCCCGAGAGCGCCCGUCGGAGACACCUCCACCAGAGGCUGCUGGGUCUGAUCUCAGGUGGAGGGGAAAGGUGGGGUGGGGAAGGGGAAGGAAGGAGGGUGAGAAGUUAGAUGGAGGGGUCUUAAGAAAGAUUAAAGAGGACGUGUCAGGGAGCUGGUCAACCAGAGCAGAUUCCAAAAGAAAUCUGGUCCAAGCCACAAACUUAGGCUAUGAAAAAUGUGGUGUUCGGGAGAGAGGCUGGGUUGGUCCCUUGGACCAACACACCAGGAACGUGGCUCUGUUUCCUACAAGGGUUUAGGCUAGCAGAGGAAGACCAGGAGGGAAGAGGUCCGUCUUCAGAAGAGUGGCAGGUUUCGGAGGAAGAUCUUGGCUCCCUCAGUCUCUAAUUUUCACUUGCCCCUUGGUGACGUGGGCUGCCUCCACCUUCAUUUCUCUGGGCCUUCCCCAGCGAUGAUAGUCUAGAGAUAGGUAACCUGAUUCCUAUAGCAGAAAGCAUGACAACUUGCCUCUAAGCCACCUUUAAAAAUCCUGUGGUUCUGUCUGGAGAGGGAAGCCAAACCCAGACAAAGGGCACAAGGGGUGGGGAGACACAGGGCAUCAUCCUGGCUGUCUUUGUUGUUCAGGCACUAAGAUGUGUCCUACUCUUUGUGACCCCAUGGACUGCAGCACGCUGGGCUUCCCUGUCCAUCACUAUCUCCUGGAGUUUGCUCAAACUCAUGUCCAUUGAGUG